Molecule: messenger RNA, 1068 nt
Organism: Paramecium sonneborni
Lineage: Eukaryota; Ciliophora; Oligohymenophorea; Peniculida; Parameciidae
Source: the annotation of a GenBank genome assembly
AAAUGUUUUAAUUCAAAAAGAUAGCCAAAUUACCAUUAAUUCUAAUUUUAUGCGAAUGUGGAAGAGAGUUUCUAUAAGAAGAAAUGUAUUGUUGUCUAUCGUAAUUAUUAUUUGUUUAUCUUAGAUGUUAGAACAGUAUUUGUAGAUAUUGUACAUCAAAUGAAAUUUUUUGCUAUUAUUGUAGAAGUUGUGGAGAUGUCUAAAUUACAAGUGAAGCUUCCAACCUUACUAUAAGUUGUAGUUCUUGUUUUGAAUGUCCAAUUUGUAAAAANGUCAACAACACUUAGGACACUCUUGACAAUUUACUUUAUCCAAGAAGAAAUCAAAUCUAAAGCAAAAUUGAUACCGUUAUUGGAUAUUAAGAAGAGAAUAGAAAGAACUAUGAUGAAGCUGUUCUUGUUAGAGAAUAAGAGCAUGAAGCAUUUGAAGCUUAAGUUGCUGAAUUAAAUGAUGCUACUGCUUCAGUUGAUGAUGCACUUGCUCUUUUAUCUUCUUUGACCAAUCCAUCAUUACUCUAAAUUAAGAGAUUCUAAAAUACUUUGAAAAACAUUGAAACCAAACUUAGAUCAAGAUCUAGAAUGGCUCCAAUGAUUAAGGCUCUUAUUGCUUUAGCAUCAAAUUAAAACUUUUCAAAUCAAGAUGUUUUGAAAUCAAUUGUUGAUGCUCUUAAUGAUUUUAGAAAUGCUGUUGUUGAUUAAAUCAAUGAUUUAACAGCCUAAGAAGCUUAAGAUGUUGUUGAUCAUGAAGCUUAUCUUGAAUAAUUAGAUACUGAAUUCGCAGAAUUUGGAAGAUAAAUAGACAGAGCCACUGUUGAUUUGACUGCUACUAAUGGUAUUUAAAUAUAUAUAUUAAUAAAUAGAAAAAAUUGAUUCCAUGGUUGAAUUUAGAGAUUAAAGAGCAGCUGAUUAAAAAUAAUACACUGCUGAAUUAGAAUUAGAGAACAAUACUUAUGCUGAAGAAACCGAUAUCUAUACCAACACUAAAAAUGAAUUCACCAGAGAAUUGGGAAUCAGUGAAUAAGCUUUAGCUCUUGUUUAAAGCGUAGAUUUCUCAAACAUUUAGGUUUGA